CGCAAACAGUGACAAAAAAAGAAGAGGGAAAAUACCAACGAAACUACCUCAACUAAUAAAAUUCUCUCCCUCCCCGCUUUCUUUUCCCACCACUCAUUUCAAUACCACGUUAAAGCCACGAGCUGAUCACGACUGCGACACUGAUCCUGGCCUGUCACUGGAGAAGGUCUUGAUAGAGCCGGGCCACAACAGACCGGCAUCAUCACCUUUUCCGCGCUUGGCUGAUGAUUCACCUUUAGUUGUUUGCAGUAGACUUUGUCACCUUUUGUUUCUGAGACUUUGUCUUCUUGAUUUGUUCGAUCUGCAGCUGUCCAUCAAACCCUCCUCACCACGUCCUGUUCUUCCUGCACAGAAGCACGCCGCUUGGUUGAGACACCACAAGGUGUCUCUGUCCAUUCAACGCCCUUAAACUAAGCACUCAAAUCUCUGUGGCAAUUGACUUGUCUGAUAUCUCCCCGCUUAUUCAUACCAAGCUGCUCACUUGUCCUUGGGGCGGAAAAGAAAUCCUUGGUAGCAUAGCCAGUGAGACGUCAAACUAUGCAAACCAACGUCCAAAGCCCAGCUUCCCAAGAAAUUGUCGACUCGAUCCUAUCUUCUUGAUCAAGUCCCUUGAUCACCUUAGCUCGACAGAAUGUUUGACGUUAUCUGGACUGACCCCAACCGGGAGUCCAUCGGCGAGAGGAAGCAGCGCAAAGCAGCCGAGGGCAAGACCAGAAAAAAGGAAGAAAAGCGAUUGUUUCGAGCUUCAGUCUCGACACAUUCAUCUGGUUCAUCCAGUGUCGACAAGCCUAUGCCUGGAGCUCAUGGCACAUUCGAUCACAAGAAAACAUCGCCACUCUCAUUGAGAACAGUCACUGGGAUACAGACCCAACCUGAGCCUCUCCUUGGCGGCCCAAUAUCUCCCACAUCUUCAAAUAACAGCUGCGCAAAUCGGCCUAUCCAGUACAUCGAAGAUGGUGCCCUUAAAGACAGAAUUUUGGAGGACAUCUCCGAGACGUCUCCAGGCUUGGAGUCCAGAGAUUCAAUAUUUUCUAGUCAUAACGACUAUGCAUCUGCGCCCAUGACACCGGCUUCUGUCUUUGGCGGAUCGCAUGCCCAACCGGACUCGGCGUCAAAGGUCGUACAAAACCUGGGCCCUUCUUCGUUUGUCACCAAGACUACCGAGGUCGUAUCUGCACCGCGGUCACCAGAACUCGAUUGUGAUCAUGUUAUUUCUGAUGUGAUCAUUACUGCGGAUUCAUCUCAUCGCGUUGUGCUACCUGCGACUCCCCCAUCCCCCAAAGAGCUGGGAAAGGCCAUCCACACCAAGAAGUGGCUGGCCUCAAUUCCUAAUCGCACGCGUUCGCUUUCCCCAUCGAAAGACGACAUCAGCCGUAGGCUCGGCCCUCUACCUCCUAUCCCAAAGAAAACACCGCCUUCGACACCAAAAAACCCUCGAGGACUCACCAUAGCAGCACCGAGCUCUGUUUUCCGCAACGACAACCCUGAUGCCUGGAAGCCUCCUGACACUUGGGAGUGCAGUCCGUCUGUCAAGGCUACAGCGACAUCACUAGAUGCAUUAGUGGGGCCGCAAACUGCGGACCAGACUCGCAAGUCCAGCUUGAUAUCAUUGGAUCUCAUUGCCAUGCAACGCGAGAUGAAGAUGAUGGAAGCCGCAACCCCACAAACAAUCUUGACCCGUUUGAAUGAGGAGUGGAAUGAUUCUCAGGACCCAGCUCUGUACCAGGAGAUGGCAAUGGAGAAGCAACGGUGGAUGCUAUCGGCCAUGUACAACGUGGACCGCCCUGGCGUUGACGGCUCGGACAAUUCGAGCAUGGUGCCUGCAACUCAAGGUCAGGGGCAGAAGAUUCUUGCUCUAUUUGAGAGUCCUGCCACUGCUUCAUAUCUAGCCGCCGCUCACUGCAACUCGUUGAUAUACCACACCUCGCCAACUCCGAUUUCAAACGACUUAUUCCCGAACGUGCUUCCCACAGUUCUUCCGGUGGUGUCUCACUCGGUUCUUUCGACAGCACCGGACAUGUUCUCGGCCGUCUAUUGCCUGUCACUCCCCUCGCUUGUGCCGUCUUCUGAAAUCCCGCCGCUACUGCGUAAUAUCUAUCGCACUCUUGCACCGGGAGGCUCACUGCACCUGACACUGAUUGAUCCAGCUCCUGUGACUCGGUCCCUCGGUCCACGUAUGCGACAGUGGAUGGAGGAGAAUCUUCAGGACAAUCUGGAGAGAAACUUCCGCUGUGUAAAUCCGAGAAAGCUGGUUCCAGGCUGGCUAGGCGAUGCCCAUCUAAGGGCUUAUGGCAGCAUUAUCACAACGGUCAAAUUCUUUGCAGUGCCACCACGUCGAGCUCCGAGCGAUGCUAACCUCAGAGCUGGUACUUCAUCUGGGGUCAGUGGCGAGGACGGCACAAGCAGCAGUGCCGGUAGCACUUCAAGCAGUAAAAAGGCAGGUAUUCAGGUCCGAACUGAGCUUCGAAGCACCGUCGGUCGGAUGCUAUGGAGGGAGGUCUGGGGCCAGUACAUCAGCACUACAAAGUGGUGGUGGGAAGACCCGCUCUGUGUCAGGGAGUGCCAGGAACUCUCUACUUACUGGGAGUACAAUAUCAUCGUGGCCACCAAGGAGUCUAUUGCUUCUGACAAGUCCGGUUAAAUACGAUGCGCCAUGACGGAAAACAGACUACGUGGGAUUCUUUAGGCUGCAUUUUGAACUAGAGAAAGACCACCACCAUUGUCUAAAUUGAGACUAUCGAGGCCGAACGGCUUCGACUGAGUGUUGUCUGCUAGUUGCAGUUCUGCUGUUAAUAGUAGUCUGUCAUUCUAUCAGUGGCCCAGCUGCCUUUGCAGGUCUCUCAACAACCACUUACUUCCCUCUUCAACCAAGAUUAAUUUCACAAGCGCCUAUCAUAAGAUACUUGAGGAUCUUUGUCAGUUUAUUUGUUUCAAAAUCUGCAUCUGUCUCGUUUACAAAAGGAAGAGCCCUUUUUUAUAUGUUGUGGUACCACGCCAAAUUUCUUUCAUUUGAGGACUCCAGGUUCAUGGCGUACAAAUGUUGUUGGGAGGGCACAGCUUGAGGGGGUUUGGAGAGGGGACUGCUUGGGAAUAGAAGUUUGCACGGAUGAUAUUGUAAAUGCGAUUCUUUCGAAA
Messenger RNA from Pyricularia grisea, 3135 nucleotides. RefSeq lists its product as uncharacterized. Bases 632 to 2641 code for a protein of 669 amino acids. The record is from RefSeq and is a predicted model, not a curated record. The transcript is spliced from 3 exons. Lineage: Eukaryota; Fungi; Ascomycota; Sordariomycetes; Magnaporthales; Pyriculariaceae.